AUGUCCUCAUUUCCAUACAUGCGCCUCGAUCUCUCCACCUACGCCAUUCGCCUCCUCAUUCUUCGCAAAGGUGGCCAUUUCGAUCCCAUUCGAUGCAAUCUGGUUCAGGCAAUCCUGGACAACGAGUAUCUGAUACCCUACAAGGCUCUGUCGUACACGUGGGGCGAUGCUUCCGACCGCGUUGAGAUCAAAGUUGACGAUAGGACGUUUGGUAUCACAAGAAAUCUUUAUGAUGCACUGGAUCAUCUACGAAGCGAGACGACAGAUACAUUCCUCUGGGUCGACGCUGUAUGCAUGGACCAGGAUCAUCACCAGGAGCGCAAUCACCAGGUCGGCCAGAUGAAGCUCAUCUACGAAAAUGCCGACGAUGUUAUCAUUUGGCUAGGACUCGGCAGCCAUGAGACCGAUACCCUCUUCGAGGUGAUACAACGGCUCGACAACGAAAGUACCGAAAUACCUCGUUGGGCAGCGAUAGAGACUUGGAACGCCCGGUGGUCGGCUCUCUUGCACGGAAGCGGCGGCAUUCCGACUCAGCAACUUCGCAUACUGCGAGAUGCACUCCGAGAAGUUCUCGCGAGGAAGUGGUUCGAAAGGAUAUGGGUCAUCCAGGAAGCCUACAGCGCCAAAACGGCCACAAUUGUCUGA
Verticillium alfalfae VaMs.102 is the source of this 645-nucleotide messenger RNA. RefSeq lists its product as hypothetical. The record is from RefSeq and is a predicted model, not a curated record. Lineage: Eukaryota; Fungi; Ascomycota; Sordariomycetes; Glomerellales; Plectosphaerellaceae. The transcript has a single exon. The coding region runs from base 1 to 645 and encodes 214 amino acids.